UUUUUUUCCUCCCCCCCCUCUUUUUUUUUUUGCGGGCGGGGUGUCGGAGCGUGGGCCCUCGAGGCGUCGGUGACGUGCGCGCGGCGAGCAGGAGCGCGGAGACCUGCCCUCCCGUCGCCAUUUUUUCGAUCUCCUGCUCGCGCUCGGGCGGCUCGCGUUGGAAAGGGGGGCCGCGCGGAACAAGUGGUGGGGGGGAAAGUCUCGAACACCGAUUUCGCCGAACCCGGAUUUCACAGGACCCGACGAGAAGGUCGCGCGGGCCGCCGCUGUGCUUCUGGAACUUCAAGCGCGCGCGCGCGCGCGCGGGGAGGCGAGUCCGACGUUGCGAAUACAUAUGUGUGCGUGAGUGUGUGCCCGCGCGUGCGUGCGCGCGCGUGUGUAUAUAUACAUAUAUUUUUUUUAUUUGUGUGUGUGAAGACGUGUUGCGAGCCGCCAUUUUUUUCUACUGCCCGAAAAGUGCUCCGACCCGAGAGAGAGAGAGAGAGAGACAGAGAGAGAGAGAGAGAGAGAGACAGAGAGAGAGAGAGAGAGAGACAGAGAGAGAGAGAGAGACAGAGGGGUUUGUAAAAAAAAAACGCGUUUCCAUGACGUGUGCCGCCCUCCGGCCGGAUCAACACGGUACCGACUCGACCGCUCAAGCGUCGGCCGCGCGGCUCUCUCGGCGGAUUCGAUACCGUGUCGACAUGAGCGAAGCUCUGACGAGCCGCUGAAGCCUCCUCCUCCUCCUCCUCCUCCUCCUCCCUCCCCCCUCCGCCUUCUCCAAACUGACAAGCGAGCGGAGAUAAACGGCGUUUUGUUCUCUCCUUCAGCAGAGCCGCGAGACUCUUGUCUCUCCCUCCUCUCUCUUUACGAUCGGAAGAAGACACAGAAAAGGGGAACCUUCGCGUGACCCGUGUUCGUGGCUCGCGGCCGCGCUUAUAGCGAACGUGCGUCUCCUCGGAAGUUUUUGGCAGCUCGGGACAAUCACUUGCCGUUGACCAACACCAGAGGUGGUGCUGGUGGUGGUGGGGGUGGAGGAGAGAGAACCACAUUAUGCUCCAAAGUUGGGUCGCUCUAGUCGCAGCCCGCCUCUAGAACGUCAGGUUGGGUCGCUUUCGUUUUAUUUCUUUUUUUUGUUUUUUGCGGGGGGUAAGAAUCUCUCCCCCCGCACACCCCCACCCCCUUUUUCCGCGUGCUGGAUGUCGGCGGAGUCUCUGCAGCUUUCGGGCUUACAAAUCAUCCGCUAGCGCGAGGGCGACGCGUGCCCUGCCCCGGAUCUGCAAAACCAGUGCAGCCGAAAUACAACCCAGCUAAACCGGCGCAACCUCCUCUCUCUAACUUAUUGUUGUUGUUUUUUCUAGUCUCCCUUUGUUGGUAAUCAGUAUUCGUUUGACGGUUGUUAAUUUAUUUUGAGCGAACAUGUCCACUGCCCGCUUUGACUCGUCGGAUCGCUCCGCCUGGUACUUCGGACCCGUGUCUCGACAGGAGGCGCAGAACAGACUACAGGGCCAGAGGCACGGCAUGUUUCUGGUCCGGGACUCGUCCACCUGCCCCGGCGACUACGUGCUGUCGGUGUCCGAGAACUCCAAAGUCUCCCAUUACAUCAUCAACUCGCUGCCGAGCAAGAGGUUCAAGAUAGGGGAUCAGGAGUUCGAGCACCUUCCGGCUUUGCUGGACUUCUACAAAAUCCACUACCUGGAUACCACCACGCUGAUAGAGCCUGCCCCCAGGUACCCAAGCACAGUCACCGGGGCCAUCCAGACCAUGGUCGGCCCAGACGAGAACCUGGAAUAUGUGCGAACUCUGUAUGACUUCACGGGCAGUGACGCGGAGGACCUUCCUUUCAAGAAAGGGGAGAUCCUGAUCAUCUUGGAAAAGCCUGAGGAGCAGUGGUGGAGUGCCAAGAGCAAAGACGGCCGUGUGGGAAUGAUCCCUGUGCCCUAUGUGGAGAAGCUGGUGAGACCCUCCUCCCACCCUGGCCAGCCAGCCCAUGGCUCCCGCAACUCAAACAGCUAUGGGAUCCCCGAGCCAGCUCACGUCCACGCAUACGCCCAGCCCCAGACCCCUUCACCGUUACCCCCUGGCACCCCAGGAGCAGUCAUCACCCCCCUGCCUUCCAUGCAGAAUGGUCCUGUCAUGGCUAAAGCCAUCCAGAAACGAGUGCCCUGCGCUUAUGACAAAACAGCUCUGGCUCUAGAGGUCGGAGACAUAGUCAAGGUGACGAGAAUGAACAUCAGCGGCCAGUGGGAAGGGGAGGUGAAUGGGCGGAGGGGUCUCUUCCCAUUCACCCAUGUCAAAAUAGUGGACCCCCAGAAUCCAGAUGAGAGUGACUGACCCAGGAGAUCUACUGAACCUUUUUCUGCGGCGCUGACGUAGACCCACGUUCUGCUGGAUGUCUCCACCCCCGCCGACCUUCGUCACCACAGUUACGCCCUUGCCUGCUUGGGGCUGUACCACGAUAGCAACCCCCCCCAAACCCCCUGUUGUCAUGCGAACCUGCACAAGGUUUUAUUACUGUUUACAGCUCUGGACUUCAGUACCUGACUAAAACCUGACCCCAGUUCCCCCACUUCCCAACCUCACGUCCUGGUUGUAGGCUGGGCGGUGUUUUUUUGCCUUAGUGUCCUUUUUCAUUUCCAGAUCAUUGGGCAUCGAUGUGUGUGCGCGCGUGUGUGUGUGUGUGCGUGUGUGUGUUUGCGGCAUGUGUGUGUGUGCACUGCAUUCACAAUGGAUUUGCCACGUUACCUGACUUCACAACUGGUCUAACCCCCCCCCCCCCCCCCCAAUAUUUGUUGAGUUUGAAUUCUUUGGGAUUUUGAAAGCGUUGGUGUGCAUUUGUUGUUGACGUAAGGGUGUUUGUAUGAAAUGGGGGGGGAAAUGGCAAUGUCCCUACGAGCUGAGGAGAGCACCGAGGCGUCGAGGAGCUACGCAGUUAGUCAAAGGUUUAGGUCCCCAAACAAUCACGUCGCUGUUACUUCGACUGCUGCCACAAGCACACAACACAAUUGGCCUUGAGUUGUUUUUUGUCCCGGCUGACCGAUCUUUAAUAUGUAUGUAUGAUGUCAUGACUGACAGGAAGAGGCUGGAGCGAGAAGAGGAAACGGAAGGACUUGGGAGUGGGUGGGGAGCGGGUUGACCGAAUUUUUUCCUUAUUUAUCUUAUUUCAGGACAUGAAAUAGCCAUAUGUGAGAGUUCAUCAGUUUGUGUUGUUUGUGCCAUAUCAGCAGUACAGGUUGAAGUUUUUGUUUUUUUGGUUUUUGUUUUCUGACAAGGAGCCGACGUAUGGCUGCACGUCCACCCAGAGUCUGUGUUUUGCAGCGCUGCCUUAGUGGCUUAGUGCCCGUAACGCCGAGCACUUGACACAGGUUUAUAAAAACUGGCAUAGCAAAAGGAGCAGCCAGCAUGCAACGCUUCCUGCAAAGCAUCUGUGCAGAGCUGCUAGCUAAAAAAAAAAAAACUACGUGCCUGGCAGAUAUGUGGGCAAAGGGCUUUUUUUUUUUUUUAAUAUAAAAUGGAUGCCCCCUGCAUGCGGUGAUAUAGUUCAGGGGAGGAGGGCACAUGUUCCAGCGCUCCGGUGAGAUCCGGAAACGCGGCUUUUCAGUCCUGCAGCCACUUUGUUUGUAAGUGAUGCUGCUCCCGGCAGGGUCGGAUUGCAGUCCGAUUGCGGGCUCUGCAUACCCACUAGGAACAGCUUGCGUCAUUCUCGGCUCCUGCGCUGAUUUAAUAGACGUUGCGCUGAUAGUGGAAACCUUUAAAUCUCUGCUGUAAAGACCGACCCUCGCUUUGCCCCGUUGGUUGUCUCCCCCCUUACUGCUUCCCCUUCGAGCUCCCAAUCGGGCCGGUUACUCUGAAGUAGUACCAUUGUGCAAAUUUCAAUCACAUCCCACCCCCCCGCCCCAUAGCCAGUUGAUGAACCGAGAGUAUUUGGUUAAAUAAACUAACGAGUGAAAGAACUUUGACCGAAGUUGACUUUUUUUCAAAAGGGAAAACGCCUGCUGGCUGCCUCUGUGCAUGACCUCCUGGCCUGGGAGGGGGGUCUCCUCUGGCCAAAAUGCUGCUUUAUGUCAUUUCUUAUCUCCUUACAAAAUCGAACCAGUAUGGGUUUUCCUCGUCAACCAUCAUGAAGCCUACUAAUUAAGCAAUACACCCUGAUUAUUUCUUUAUGCAGGUGAACUUGCUCUCAUCAUGCUCGAGAUUUGUUUUGUAAAGGCAUUAACAGUAUUACUGUGCUCUUUUCUCAUGUUCUAGGAAAGCCUUUGUGUUGUCUUUUACGUAAGAAUGGAAAAAAAAAUUGUGCCUUUUAUUUUCUUAUACCAUUUACAUGUGUUAAUAUUUCCCAUGGUUAACACCCGUGCUGGUAUGGACCUUUUAUGUACAGAACUAGUAAAUAAAAUUUACGUCUACUUCUUUA
Molecule: messenger RNA, 4390 nt
Organism: Lampris incognitus (smalleye Pacific opah)
Lineage: Eukaryota; Metazoa; Chordata; Actinopteri; Lampriformes; Lampridae
Gene: crkl
Product: v-crk avian sarcoma virus CT10 oncogene homolog-like
Exons: 3
Coding region: 1399-2313 (304 amino acids)
Biological process (GO): positive regulation of ERK1 and ERK2 cascade
Molecular function (GO): protein binding
Source: RefSeq, a predicted model, not a curated record